This is a messenger RNA of Gastrolobium bilobum, 1809 nucleotides long. Its product is annotated as polyphenol oxidase A1, chloroplastic-like. Gene Ontology annotation, biological process: pigment biosynthetic process. The record is from RefSeq and is a predicted model, not a curated record. Lineage: Eukaryota; Viridiplantae; Streptophyta; Magnoliopsida; Fabales; Fabaceae. Gene Ontology annotation, molecular function: catechol oxidase activity. The transcript has a single exon. Bases 1 to 1809 code for a protein of 602 amino acids.
AUGGCGUCUAUCUCACCACUGUCCUUCAUUUCCACUGUCAAUGUCUCUUCGAACUCCACCACUUCCUCUUCUCCACUACUGUCUCUAUUUUCUCGAAAACAAUGCCAAUCUUCAAAACAUAAAAAACCAAAACGCCAUCAAGUUUCUAAAGUGGCAUGCAGUGGUGGUAACCAAAACAACCUUACACCAAACUCGGAGGGAAAACUACCACAUAUUGUAGGACAUAGGAGGAAUGUUCUCAUAGGACUAGGAGGACUUUGUGGUGCUGCUACUCUUAGCAACAACCCUUUAGCCUUUGCAGCUCCGGUGUCCCCUCCGGACCUAACCACGUGCGGUCCACCUGACCUACCCUCGAGUGCAAAACCCACCAAUUGUUGCCCACCAUCUUCCACAAAGAUCAUAGAUUUUGAACUCCCUUCCUCUAUUAAUCAACCCCUUAGAGUAAGACAAGCUGCACAUUUGGUCAAUGAUGACUAUCUAGCCAAGUACAAGAAAGCCCUUGACCUCAUGAAAGCUCUUCCAGUUGAUGACCCACGUAAUUUCACUCAACAAGCCAACGUCCAUUGCGCUUAUUGUGAUGGUGCAUAUCACCAAGUUGGGUUCCCUGACCUUGAUCUCCAAGUUCACAAUUCUUGGCUCUUCUUUCCUUUUCAUCGUUGGUAUCUUUAUUUCUAUGAGAGAAUCUUGGGGAGCUUGAUCAAUGACCCAACUUUUGCUUUACCCUUUUGGAAUUGGGAUGCUCCAGGGGGCAUGCAACUUCCUUCCAUUUACACAAACCCCAAAUCACCUCUCUAUGACAAACUCCGGAAUGCCAAACAUCAACCACCAACACUCAUAGACCUUGACUAUAAUCUCGAUGAUGAUGCUAACGCCAAUGGCCGAAUCUCCACCAACCUUACUAUAAUGUAUAGGCAAGUUGUAUCUAAUGGAAAGAACCCAAGACUCUUCCUUGGAAACGCUUAUCGUGGUGGAGAUGAGCCUGACCCUGGUGCUGGCUCCUUAGAGAACGUUCCUCAUGGUCCUGUUCAUUUAUGGACUGGUGAUAUUAACCAGCCUAACAUUGAGGACAUGGGGACUUUCUAUUCGGCUGCAAGAGAUCCUAUUUUCUAUUCUCACCAUUCAAACAUUGAUAGGGUGUGGUCCAUAUGGAAAACACUAGGUGGGAAAAGAAGGGAUUUAACUGACUCAGAUUGGUUAGAAUCUGGGUUUCUCUUCUAUGAUGAGAAUAAGAACCUUGUGCGUGUGAAGGUCAAGGAUUGCCUUGACACAAGAAAGUUAGGGUAUGUUUACCAAGAUGUUGACAUUCCUUGGCUAAAGGCUAAACCUACACCUCGCAGGUCCAGGGUUCAAAAGGUAGCACAACAUUUUGGCGUUGGUGCAGCACAUGCUGCUGAGACUUCAAGGAAUGUGAAGUUCCCACUGGUUUUGGAUUCAGUUGUGAGUGUUGACGUGAAGAGGCCAAAGAAGUCGAGGAGCAAGAAGGAGAAGGAUGAAGAGGAAGAGGUUUUAGUGAUUGAAGGGAUUGAGUUUGAGAGGAACACAGCUGUGAAGUUUGAUGUGUUUAUCAAUGACGAAGAUGACAAGCUGAUCCGGCCAGAAAAUACAGAGUUUGCAGGAAGCUUUGUGAGUGUGCCUCAUUCGCAUAAGCACAAAAACAAGAAGAUAAAUACUUAUUUGAGACUAGGGUUAACGGAUUUGUUGGAAGAUUUGGGAGCUGAAGACGAUGAUAGUGUUAUGGUGACAUUGGUCCCAAGGUACGGGAAAGGGCUUGUCAAAAUCAGAGGCAUCAACAUUGAGCUUGCGGAUUGA